AUGGCCUAUACUAACUUCAUCCAGGACCUUUCUACAUAUCUUGACUGGAUAUUACUUCUUGUGUGCUUUGGGUUUGUCCUGUGUUUUGGAUCCAUAACUUUUGUGAUUGUACAUUGCAUCGUGCAAAUCCUUCAAGCCGCUGCCGCUUUUUACCUAUUUGACAUUCUUUAUUACUUCAUCUACGAGGAGGAAAGCAUAGAGUACUUCGUCGACCUUAUCUCCAAUAUCCUUACCUCACGCCUCGAACUCAAGAGCUUCAUCCUGCUCCUGUGCAUACUCUUCGCCAUUCAUCAUUCUAUCCAGGAGAUUGUCUCUGUUCUCCGUGAAAAGUUUCUCGCACCAAACACAACCAUCAUUGUCGAUUGCCCCAAGCAGCCCAUGCAGAGCCCCCAGAUCGCCGAGCUCUCCGAGUUCUCCAAGAUUGCCGACGAGAUGGCCCGCAUUCAUCCCAAGAAAUGGGCAAAGCCUGUUAAGUCAACUACCCCCAACCCUCCUAAGGAUUCCCAACCUAAGAACAUCAAGCCCAAGGAUACUAAGCCCACGGUUCCUGAACCCACUAUUCCCGAGCCCUCAAAAUUCCAACCUACACCCUCUGGUGAGCCAUCUUUCGCGGCUCAUGGGAACCGCUACAUGCGCCAUCCUUGGGGCGUAAUCGACUACCACAUCUAUCUUACACACAUCGAAAGCCGCCGCGACAAGCUCCAUCGCGAGAAAGAGUGCUACCUCCCAGGGACCACCGGCUUCACACAAGUUAGCCUACACGAUGAGACAGUCCUCGAAGACGUCUUUACCCACUCACACCCCACAGUAGUCUUUGCCAGCCUCCCUGUCCCCGACGUGGAUGACGAAUCCAGCAUAGCCAGUAUGGUGCUCGGCUUUGACCUAGAGUCUCGCCGCUUACAGGGCUAUUACUUCCAGCCCGAGUCCCCGAUCAAGAACUAUGAGGACCUCUGGAAAGUCUGGUCCCAGGGUGAGGGCCAGCUCGUUAUUGAUAUUCCUGUCGACCGUUUCCUGGCAGUCAUUCGCCAUACUAUGCAGCAGCAUAUUGAGAUCCUGGAGAUUGGACUUUUACGCCACUAUGGUCUAACUAUGCGCGAGUUCCAAGCUGGCUUGGAUAUGGUUAUUACUGUACAGUUCUUGCAGUUUUUGGAUGAUUUCGCCGAGCUUGUAUCUGAGGAUCCAGAGGAGAUUCGAGAGAUUUAUACGCCUUUCCAGGAUGAGCUGCGGGAACUGCUUGCGACUGGCUCGCGGGACUCUUGGUUUGCUGUUCGUGAUGGACUCAGCAUUGAGCAGUAUCGCCAGAAGCAGUUGAAGAAGGUGGUUGCCUCGGGCUUGUUUCAUGGGCAGAAAAUGCUCGUGCUCCGAGACGAUACUGAGAGCACUGAAACGAAUAAGGUGUCUCGUCAGGUUAAGGUCAUCCCAAGCCACCCUAGUCUGUGGUCAUGGUCGAAGCUGCGAAUCCGCCUCUUGGUGAGUGCAAUGUUGAUUCUUUGCUUCUGUUCAGUCUUCGAUCGUGAGAAGGUUCUUUGUGUGGGGAUGUUUUAA
Messenger RNA from Penicillium griseofulvum, 1545 nucleotides. RefSeq lists its product as uncharacterized. The coding region runs from base 1 to 1545 and encodes 514 amino acids. The record is from RefSeq and is a predicted model, not a curated record. Lineage: Eukaryota; Fungi; Ascomycota; Eurotiomycetes; Eurotiales; Aspergillaceae. The transcript has 2 exons.